Molecule: messenger RNA, 1405 nt
Organism: Eupeodes corollae
Lineage: Eukaryota; Metazoa; Arthropoda; Insecta; Diptera; Syrphidae
Product: protein GUCD1
Exons: 4
Coding region: 234-956 (240 amino acids)
Source: RefSeq, a predicted model, not a curated record
UUUGUCGCCUUCUGUUGUUGUCCUGUCUUCUUACUGAGGAAUUUUUUAAUUUGCUUUAUGGUAAAAACCGACGAGAUGGUAAACAUUGUUGUUUACUUCUAAAUAAAAAAGCAAAUCAAAAUCAUUUCUUUACCAUUUGUCUGUCUCAGUGGAGAGUGGCCUAAAGGCAAACACUCAAUAACGUGCCGUCAAAAAUAUUUGUCCAUUGCAAGGAAUAUUAUCAAUCUAUUCAAAUGGAUGAGAUAAAUGCUAACAUUCCUGAGAAUUUCACCGACUUGCCCGUUCACAAGCAUUACAAUCUAACCCAUUACCAUCAACGCUUCCACUGGGAUUGUGGACUGUCUUGCAUCCUGAUGAUUCUGAGCAGUGCUUCGCGAAAGAAAUUUCUUACGAAUUUCGACGAAAUCUGCAAAGAAGAAGGUUUCGGUCACAGCACAUGGACCAUAGACUUAUGUUACAUUUUACAGAAAUUCAAUGUCGAGCAUUUGUACCUGACCAAAACCAUUGGAGUCGAUCCAACCUACAGCCAACACAGUUAUUACACAAAAAUAAUCGAUAAAGACGAGGAAAGGAUAACGCAAAAGUUCAAGGAUGCUCAAUCGCAUGGGGUAGCGGUCGAGCAGAGGACGGUUCCGUUCAUGGAAAUUAUUCGUCACCUCGCUCAACGGGGCCCGGUUAUAAUUCUAACGAAUGCGUCACUUCUUAGAUGUGAUGUGUGCAAAAAGGACUCAUUUGAGCGGAUGGGUUGUUCGUUUUUAAAUCAAAUUGGCAAACCCAGGCACUAUGCCGGUCAUUAUGUGGUCCUUUGUGGAUUUGAUCGGACGAAAAAGAAGGUCUUCUAUAUGAAUCCAGAAGUCACAGAUGGACAUGUUUGUAUAAGUUCAAUGGAUUCUAUGGAUAAGGCUAGAACUGCCUUUGGUACCGAUGAAGACAUAAUUCUAAUUUACAAUCGAUAGAUCUAAGAUACAAAGCGAUUAAUUUUAAACAAACAAAACAAACUUAUUGUGAUAGCGGUUACAAACUAAUAUUUACGUUUAAUUAUGUUGGCUAUAAAAUGUGUGCAUUUAUAAAAGAGCACUGUAUACUUUAUUAUAACAAACUAUAUUAAAAUACAAAUUAUUUACCUAUGCCAGAUUAAAAUUGCCUAAACUUUUCGGAAUAAUUUAAGAUAUACAUAAAUACGUAACGUAGGUUUAUUUUGUUAAUUGAAAUUAAAGAAUAGGAAAGCCAACAGUGAAAACAUUUUUUGAAUUGAAUUGAACCCGAUAACAACAGGUGUGCCGCAUUUUAUUUGGAUUUCAACAUAUACAGUGACGAGCAUAAGUGAAGGUACCCUAUGUCAAAACUUGUGAAAUUUGAAAAAUCUAAUGAAUAAAAGCAGAUAUUGAUAAAAGUAAUGGAUAUU